Molecule: messenger RNA, 2973 nt
Organism: Lethenteron reissneri (Far Eastern brook lamprey)
Lineage: Eukaryota; Metazoa; Chordata; Hyperoartia; Petromyzontiformes; Petromyzontidae
Gene: PSMD2
Product: proteasome 26S subunit ubiquitin receptor, non-ATPase 2
Biological process (GO): regulation of protein catabolic process; proteasome-mediated ubiquitin-dependent protein catabolic process
Cellular component (GO): proteasome complex; proteasome storage granule; nucleus
Molecular function (GO): enzyme regulator activity
Source: RefSeq, a predicted model, not a curated record
ACAGAGCGAGGUGGGUGGGAGGUUGCCGAAAGCGCUUCGUCAUUAUCGCGGCGAGGGAGUCGAAACGUUUCAAGCAUCAAGCAUCAUCAUCAGCAGAAGCCUUCGCGUAGUCGCAAAGCACCCACAGCCGCGUAACCGUCAUGUCCGAGGUGAAGAAGAAGGAGCCGGCGCCAAAGAAGACGACGUCGUCGGCAGCGGACGAGAAGAAUCGCAAGGAAAAGGCGUCCGAUGAGAAUCAGGACCUUUCUGAUGAAGACAAGCAGCUGCAGGAGGAGCUGUCGCUGCUGGUGGAGCGCCUCUCCGAGACGGAGACCCCCGCCCUGCAGCGCGCCGCCUUGGAGGAGCUGCGCCGUCAGAUCCGCAGCUCCACCACCUCCAUGACGUCCGUGCCCAAGCCGCUCAAGUUCCUGCGGCCGCACUACGCCGCCCUCUGCGCCGCCUGGGAGGCCACUCCCCCCGGCGAGGAGCGCCGGUUCUGCGCCGACAUCGUCUCGGUGCUCGCCAUGACGGUGAGCGCCGAGCGCGACUGCCUGCGCUACCGCCUGCGCGGCUCGCAGGAGCCGCUGGCGUCGUGGGGGCACGAGUACGUGCGCCACCUCGCCGGCGAGGUGGCCAAGGCCUGGCAGGACACGACCGAGGAGGACGGCGGCGGCAGCGGCGAAUCCGACGGCGUGGCGCCGGCCGGGGGCGGGCGCCCGGCGCUGCUGAAGCUGGUGGAGGAGAUCGUCCCGUACGACAUGGCGCACAACGCGGAGCCCGAGGCGUGCGACCUCCUCAUGGAGAUCGAGCGUCUGGACCUGCUGUCGGCGCACGUCGACGAGUCGACGUUCACCAAGGUGUGCCUCUACCUGACGUCGUGCGUGAGCUACGUGCCCGAGCCCGAGAGCGGCGCCCUGCUCCGCUGCGCCCUAUCCACGCUGCGCCAGUUCGGGCGCCACCCCGAGGCUCUGCGCCUCGCGCUUCAGCUCAACGACGCCGACCUCAUCGCCGACGUCUUCUCGUCGUGCCGCGACGUCACCGUGCAGAAGCAGAUGGCCUUCGUGCUGGGCCGCCACGGCGUCUUCCUCGAGCUCAGCGAGGAGCUGGAGGAGUUCGAGGACCUCACCGAGAUCAUGUCUAACGUGCAGCUCAACUCGAACUUCCUGUCGCUGGCGCGCGAGCUCGACAUCAUGGAGCCCAAGGUGCCCGAGGACAUCUACAAGACCCACCUGGAGAACAACCGCUUCGGCCCCAGCGGCUCGCAGGUGGACUCGGCGCGCAUGAACCUGGCGUCGUCGUUCGUCAACGGCUUCGUGAACGCCGCCUUCGGCCAGGACAAGCUGCUGACGGAGGAGGGCAACAAGUGGCUGUACAAGAACAAGGAGCACGGCAUGCUGAGCGCCACGGCCUCGCUGGGCCUCGUGCUGCUGUGGGACGUCGACGGGGGCCUGACGCAGAUCGACAAGUACCUGUACUCCACGGAGGAGUACAUCAAGGCGGGCGCGCUGCUGGCGUGCGGCAUCGUCAACUCGGGCGUGCGCAACGAGUGCGACCCGGCGCUGGCGCUGCUCUCCGACUACGUGCUGCACGCGAGCAACACGACGCGCGUCGGCGCCGUCUUCGGCCUGGGCCUGGCGUACGCCGGCUCGAACCGCGAGGACGUGCUCGCGCUGCUCCUGCCGGCGCUCGCCGACGGCAAGGCGAGCAUGGAGGCGGUGGGCGUGGCGGCGCUGGCCUGCGGCAUGAUCGCCGUGGGCUCGUGCAACGGCGACGUCACCUCGGCCGUGCUGCAGGCGCUCAUGGAGAAGUCGGAGGCGGAGCUGCGCGAGACCUACGCCAAGUGGCUGGCGCUGGGGCUGGCGCUCACCUACCUGGGGCGCGGCGAGGCCGUCGAGACCAUCCUGGCGGCGCUCGAGGUGGUACCGGAGCCGUUCCGCAGCUUCGCCAACGUGCUGGUGGACGUGUGCGCGUACGCCGGCUCGGGGAACGUGCUCAAGGUGCAGCAGCUGCUGCACGUGUGCAGCGAGCACUACGAGGGCAAGAAGGACUCGUCGGGGGAGGAGGGCGCCGACAAGAAGGACAAGAAGAAGGACGCGGCGGGGGGCGGCUCGGGGGCCGACGCCGGCGCGCACCAGGGCGCCGCCGUGCUGGGCAUCGCCCUCAUCUCCAUGGGCGAGGAGAUCGGCGGCGAGAUGGCGCUGCGCACCUUCGGCCACCUGCUGCGCUACGGCGAGGCGCACGUGCGGCGCGCCGUCCCGCUGGCGCUGGCGCUCCUCUCGGUGUCCAACCCGCGGCUGGGCCUGCUCGACACGCUCAGCAAGUUCUCGCACGACUCGGACGCCGAGGUGGCGCACAACGCCAUCUUCGCCAUGGGCAUCGUGGGCAGCGGCACCAACAACGCGCGUCUCGCCGCCAUGCUGCGCCAGCAGGCGCAGUACCACGCCAAGGACCCCAACAACCUGUUCAUGGUGCGCCUGGCGCAAGGCCUCACGCACCUGGGCAAGGGCACGCUGUCACUGUCGCCCUACCACAGCGACCGGCAGCUGCUGUCGCAGGUGGCGCUGGCGGGCCUGCUGGCGGUGCUCGUGUCCUUCCUGGACGUGCGCACGGUCAUCCUGGGCCGCUCGCACUACGUGCUGUACGCGCUCGUGUCGGCCAUGCAGCCGCGCAUGCUGGUGACGUUCGACGAGGAGCUGCGCCCGCUGCCCGUGGCGGUGCGCGUGGGCCAGGCGGUGGACGUCGUGGGCCAGGCGGGCAAGCCCAAGACCAUCACGGGCUUCCAGACGCACACGACGCCCGUGCUGCUGGCGCACGGGGAGCGCGCGGAGCUCGCCACCGAGGAGUACCUGCCCGUCACGCCCAUCGUGGAGGGCUUCGUCAUCCUGCGCAAGAACCCCAACUACGACAGCUGAGGGGAGAGACGAGGCGGCGGCGGGUGGAGGGGUGCAGAGAGAGAGAGAGCGGAGUGGGAGGGAAGGAGGGAGGGAGAGACGC